Molecule: messenger RNA, 2750 nt
Organism: Calidris pugnax (ruff)
Lineage: Eukaryota; Metazoa; Chordata; Aves; Charadriiformes; Scolopacidae
Gene: NPTX2
Product: neuronal pentraxin II
Exons: 5
Coding region: 73-1392 (439 amino acids)
Source: RefSeq, a predicted model, not a curated record
GAGUGUGGCGGGACGGCGCGGCGGGACCGGACCGGCGUUCCCUCCCAGCCCUCGUCCCGCUCACCGGCCGGGAUGUUGCCUGUGGUCGCCGGGCUCCUGCUGGCCGUCGCCGCGGGCGGCCGAGGGUCGGCGGGGGAGCAGGAGAGCCCCCCGGGGAGCCGCUUCGUCUGCACCUCGCUGCCGCUGGAGGCCGCCGGCGCGGGCUGCCCGCUGCCCCCGGUGCCCAUGCAGGGCGGCGCGCUGCCCCCCGAGGAGGAGCUGAGAGCCACGGUGCUGCAGCUGCGGGAGACCGUCCUGCAGCAGAAGGAGACGAUCGGGAGCCAGCGGGAGGCCAUCCGGGAGCUCACCGGCAAGCUGAGCCGCUGCGAGGGCGCCGACGGCAAGUCCGCCCCGGGGACCUGGAAGAAGGAGCUGGGCAAGGGCAAGGACACUAUGGGCGACCUGCCGCGGGAUCCGGCGCAGGUCAUCGACCAGCUGAGCCGCACCAUGCAGACCCUGAAGGACCGGCUGGAGAGCCUGGAGCACCAGCUCCGAGCCAACGUGUCCUAUGCAGCACUGCCUAGUGACCUUCGGGAGAUGCUUCAGCGGAGGCUUGGAGACCUGGAGCGCCAGCUCCUAAGCAAAGUGGCUGAGCUGGAGGAUGAAAAGUCUUUGCUUCAUAAUGAGACAUCAGCCCAUCGGCAGAAGACGGAGACAGCCUUGAACGCAUUGCUAGAAAGAGUGUCUGAAUUAGAAAAAGGCAACAGUGCAUUUAAGUCACCUGAUGAAUUCAAAGUCUCCCUUCCCCUUCGCACAAACUACUUGUACGGGAAGAUCAAGAAGACGCUGCCCGAGCUGUACGCGUUCACCGUCUGCUUGUGGCUGAGGUCCAGCGCGUCCCCUGGCAUCGGCACCCCCUUCUCCUAUGCUGUUCCUGGGCAGGCUAAUGAAAUUGUCCUCAUAGAAUGGGGGAACAAUCCCAUUGAACUGCUAAUUAACGAUAAGGUUGCCCAGCUCCCUCUCUUCAUUAGUGAUGGGAAAUGGCAUCAUAUCUGUAUAACGUGGACAACUAGAGAUGGAAUGUGGGAGGCUUUUCAGGAUGGAGAGAAGCUUGGCACUGGGGAGAAUCUUGCUCCUUGGCACCCAAUUAAACCUGGAGGAGUCUUGAUCCUGGGUCAGGAACAGGACACUGUGGGAGGAAGAUUUGACGCAACUCAAGCCUUCGUUGGAGAGAUGAGCCAGUUCAAUAUAUGGGACAGGGUCUUAAAAGCUGAAGACAUCUCCAAUAUUGCUAACUGCUCCGCCAACAUGCCUGGCAACAUCAUACCUUGGGUGGAUAACAACGUCGAUGUCUUCGGGGGUGCUACAAAAUGGCCUGUGGAGACAUGUGAAGAGCGUCUGCUAGAUUUAUAGCUGCAAUCGUUUCCCAUCCAAGUGCCCCCUUUAGUAGGACAAUCUUCUGUGCAACCUAAAGCACUUCUUUUUCUUUCUGCCCUUCCCCAAUCCUAAUUCCUCAAAAGAAUAAAGAAAUUGAGUAACCUGCCUGGGUGCAAAGAUAGCUACUAGUCUGGGGCCUUGAGCCUGGCACUGAGAGAAGCACUUUUGGCUAGAGCAGCCCUUCCAUUCUCCUGGUCCCACCUGACCUCUGCUCUGGGCUGUGGCCCUUUUGGCUGGGGCUGAGCUCCUCGGGCAGGGAGGGGAAAGCCAUGCACAUUAACCAUGGUUCUCCUCUUACAACCUGCAGCAAGGCACUAAUGGGCUGAAUGUGAAUCCUUCCUCCCAGUCUAUCAUCUCCCCUCUGAAUCAAAGCCAUUCUUUUCUAGCCCUUUUUAAAGAACUCAGUCCUUACACUGCAGUGGUUACGGUGCAACUAUGGGUAGGGCCGAACAGCCACUGUCCGAGUGCAAGGGUCUUGCUUUUUAAUUUGCAGGUUAGAAAUCCUUGUUUUGCGCUGAGGAGGCGAUGGAUCCGAGAUGUUGUUCUAGCUCAGCUUGAGGAAGGGCUGUGUGAGGAGCACAGCUCCGUUAAGCUUCAGGCAGGGUCCUGUCCCAAAGCCUGGCCUUCGCUCGCCAGGACCCCGCGCGGACGGGGCAGAUUGUACCUGUAUUUUCUGUAGGCUGAAUGUACUGAAUUCCUAGUGACCCGGCUUGUAAACUUUUCUCUAUUGUUUCUCUUGCUUUAGUCAAUGUCUUUUAUUUUUUAAAAUAUACAAGCUGUGAUUAAGUGAAUUUCCGUUUUGUUUUGCUUUGAAAAGCCUUUUUAUGAGCAAGUGCCAAAGUUCAGUUUCUGCUUGCUGAGACUCGCUAUCUAUUUUCCAGCAUAAGUCUUCUGCACUGUUUUCUAUGUUACUAUGAUGGUCCUGUGUAAUAUGAAAAUGUGCUGUUUUUUCAAUUCUUGUUGACUGUCUCUUCUGUAAGCACUGGGCUGACUACUAUAUUUUUUUAUCAUUUUCUCUCAAUAUUUUGCAAACGAUGUAGCUGUUUCCUUGGCAUUGAUGUGAUUACUUGGUUUGUGGCUCGCAGGUAGCAAAUGCACUGUACUGGGAAAGAGUUAAUACUUUUGUUAUUUAAAAGAAAAAGGAUUUAUGGGGGGGAGGGGGAAUUUAUAAAGCUAAAUAUCAUAUUUUAUUUUUCAUAUGUUUGAAAUGUAAGAAUUAUAUGGUGACAGUCCCAUUUGUAGGAUAAAGUUGCAUAUUCCAUUAAUAUGUAGUAUGCUGUUCUUAAAAGAAAAUUCUUAUAAUGAACUUUUAAUUAAAAUGCACUGUAAAAUGA